This is a messenger RNA of Lodderomyces oxycetoniae, 654 nucleotides long. It is a transcript of the gene RPL10A, whose product is annotated as 60S ribosomal protein uL1. Lineage: Eukaryota; Fungi; Ascomycota; Pichiomycetes; Serinales; Debaryomycetaceae. The coding region runs from base 1 to 654 and encodes 217 amino acids. The transcript has a single exon. Gene Ontology annotation, cellular component: cytosolic large ribosomal subunit. Gene Ontology annotation, biological process: maturation of LSU-rRNA; translation. The record is from RefSeq and is a predicted model, not a curated record. Gene Ontology annotation, molecular function: RNA binding; structural constituent of ribosome.
AUGUCUAAAAUCACAUCCUCUCACGUUAGAGAAAACGUCAAGAAGUUAUUGGAACACUCCAACGAAACUAAAAAGAGAAACUUUUUAGAAACUGUUGAGUUACAAGUUGGUUUGAAAAACUAUGACCCUCAAAGAGACAAGCGUUUCUCUGGUACUUUGAAAUUACCUCAAGUCCCAAGACCAAACAUGACCUUGUGUAUAUUUGGUGAUGCUUUUGAUGUCGAUAGAGCUAAAUCCUUGGGUGUCGAUGCUAUGUCCGUUGACGACUUGAAAAAAUUGAACAAGAACAAGAAGUUGAUCAAGAAAUUGGCUAAAAAGUACAAUGCUUUUAUUGCUUCUGAAGUUUUGAUCAAACAAAUCCCAAGAUUGUUGGGUCCUACUUUAUCUAAAGCAGGUAAGUUCCCAACUCCUGUAUCACACAAUGAUGACUUGUACUCAAAGGUCACUGAUGUUAGAUCAACCAUCAAGUUCCAAUUGAAAAAAGUCUUGUGUUUGGCUGUUGCCGUUGGUAACGUUGAGAUGGAUGAAGACGUUUUGGUCAACCAAAUCAUGAUGGCUGCUAACUUUUUGGUUUCAUUGUUGAAGAAGAACUGGCAAAAUGUUGGUUCAUUAGUUAUCAAGUCAACUAUGGGACCUUCAUUCAGAAUCUAUUAA